GCAUGCGUGAAAGUGACAAGAUUGAACUUUGACCCACCAGCUGAUGGAAGCGUGCAAGUUUUCACGUCAGCUGAAUCUGGAUCUCUUUUUCAACGAUGAUCGCAGACGUUUUGUUGGGCGUGGUGGCGUUCUUACACCUCGUAGCCUGCCCCUAUACGAAAGUGGAAGAGAGUUUUAACGUACAAGCAACUCACGACAUCCUAUUUCACCGGCAAAACCUGGAAAAGUACGAUCACCAUGAGUUUCCCGGAGUUGUUCCACGUACCUUCGUCGGUCCACUGUUCAUCUCAGGACUGGCAGCACCAUUCGUGGCCCUGACACAGCUGAUAUGGGAGAACAAGUUCAUCGCACAGUACUUAGUGCGUGGGUGCCUAGGCCUGUGUGUGCUGUAUGGUUUCUCCACCUUCCGUCGUGCCGUCAGUAAGAAGUUUGGUUCAGAUGUGGGGACGAUGCUGGUCCUCCUGACAGCCACACAGUUCCACUUCAUGUUCUACAUCACCAGACCUCUGCCCAAUGUGUUCGCACUGUCGGUGGUUCUUCUUGCUCUGAGUUCCUGGUUGACAGGGAAGCACGGUUCAUUCAUCUGGCAGUCGGGAUUCGCGAUUAUCGUUUUCCGGUCUGAGCUGUGUCUGUUCCUGGGGCUGAUCUUACUGCAUGAGCUGGGCACUAGGAGACUUGGUGUGUUAGAACUACUGAGACAUGGUGUACCAGCCGGGGUGGUGUGUCUGGCUGUGACUGUGUCUGUAGACUCUGUGUUCUGGCAGAAGCUGCUGUGGCCUGAGGGAGCAGUGCUGCACUAUAACACCAUCCUCAACAAGAGCUCCAACUGGGGUACUGAACCAUUUCUGUGGUACUUCUACUCUGCCAUCCCCCGUGCCCUGGUAGCCAGCACCCUCCUGGUGCCUGCUGGGAUGUGGUUAGACUCCAGGAUAGCCAAGACUGUGGCUCCAGCUCUGGGCUUCGUUCUGUUGUACUCCAUCCUGCCACACAAGGAGCUCAGGUUCAUCAUCUAUGUCUUCCCUGUGCUGAACGUGGCGGCGGCAAGGUUCUGUGCAACAGUUUACCACAACUGGCGUAAGUCAAAGCGAUGGGUGGUGGCAGCCUUGAUUGUGAUUGGUCACCUGAUGGCGAACUGUGCAGCGACAGCUGUCUUCAUGUACGUGUCGCACCACAACUACCCCGGAGGGUACGCACUGCACAUGUUGCACCAGACUGUACCAAGUCACACAGAUGUCCAUGUCCACAUUGAUGUAGGCUCUGCACAGACUGGAGUAUCUAGGUUUGGUCAACUCAACUCCAACUGGAGGUACGAUAAAACAGAAGACCUCACGCCGGGAGGCGCCCAGAUGAUGGCUUACACACACCUGCUACUGGAGGCAACCGACCAAUCACAGCUGUACACCAAGUCACAUGACACCUUCGUCACCGUGGAGGGUUUCAGUGGGAUACAGAAGCAGUUUCGCAGUUUUCCUCCGAUAGCCAUCAAGACAGAACCCCGGAUUAUAGUUCUCGCGAAGAAAAAGGGGAAAAGCCGUGGCACUGCAUGAUUCUGAGCUUUCUGACAUUGUUGUAGUCUUGAAUGUCCAAUUUUACUGAUGCCAAAUCAUUCCAAAUUUUUUUGUUGCAUGUAAGGGGGAAAUAUGUCCACUUACUGAGCACUUCUGAGCACAGAUUUAGUGAUGCUAACGGCAAUAAGACAGGAUUUUUACCUUCCCGGGCGACGGGGAGGGAUUUGCGUACAGCACACUCGGGGGAAUCCCCAAAAAAUAAGCCUCAUAAAAGAUUCAGUGGCCGUCGGUAAUCACCCAUCUUGGCGGUGUAGUUUGUGGCUGUGGCUGCAUUUUUUCCCUCUGCUUUUAGCGAGACAAUUGGGUCAGAAUGUGCAAUCUUGACAUAUAGCCCGUCUGAGGGGUGUAUGGAAAUAUUAAGAAUGAUUACUAGCAAUAACUACAGACACAUUUCCGUUUCAUUUAUCACUAUAAGAGCCAGACAUGAUGAAGAACAAAAAACUAGGUUAGAUAAGGGAUCCAUCUUCUUUGUGGCAAUCAUCAAGCCAGAACAAUUUGUGCAUUACCCAUACCCCCCCCCCUCCAUUUGUUAUAUCCUAUGCAGGAGCAUUACAGUGGAAAAAUAUUGCCGACAGUGUAUGAAGGGCGAAUGUUAUUGGGAAUGUGGGGCUUGGCUGCGGGAAUCUGUGCCAAAGAGAGUGCUCGGAAUGCUGAUAUAGGAGUUAUUGAUUAUCAGGGAGCCUUAUGGAGACGGCCAGUCUGUGGUACAGGGCUGCACUUACGUGCGACACAAAUCUGUGUUUUUUACAACCUGGUAGGAUCUGUAGAACACAUACCUCUACAUGUGUCGUUUAUUUUGGGUGUGGGCCUGCACCUACCCAGUAUUCAAGUUAUCGUCUUUACUGUUUGAUUUUUUUGCUACAUUUGUACUGUUGGUAAAGGCUUGAAAAUGUUGAAUUCACCACCCCUGUAUAAUCCAGACAACCUGUCCAAUGUGUCCCCUUUUUGGUGGUCCUUUAGAUAAUUUCCCCAUUUUGACCAAAGCUUCACGGAAAAAAAGAGCAAAAUGGCUAAAGAAGAUUCCCAAAUUUUCAAAAUAGAGACCAAAAGUGUUGUAGCAAGGAUUUUAACCUCCUUGGUUGUACCAAGAAUUGAAGAGACCAAGGAGGUUUAACACAAAUCUCCUUGAACUUCGCCAGCAAGAUUUUUAUUCCUUUAUUCAAGAAGUACUGAAAGUGACGCUAGUGUGAUAGCUUACCGGUAGUAUCAUUAUAACUACACUCAAGGCUACCGCACUGUUGUCAUUUCUACAAUCACCAAACUAAAUUCACUUCAAUAACUACAACCAUGGCUAUCUCACUAGUGUCACUUCAGCAACCACUGUACAGUCAAUGCUACCAUGUCACAUCUUUCCUUUUUCCAUAUUUUCCUGUCAUGUCGACCAUUGCCAGAGGAGGACAAAAUUUCUUUUUUCUUUUAAUUCAGAUGAAACUCAAUAUUUGCAGAUAUUUGCAGUCGUCCAUACAAUUUACUUGCUGUGGCCUAAUAGGCCUAUUAAGCCUAACUACAGAUUAUCAUCUACAGUUACCUGAGGUACCUCCUCAGGUCAACCUUUGCCCUUUGGCCAAUCAGAUGGGUAUGUGAGAUACAACACGAUGUGUACUUAUUUGGCAGCCCAGCAACAAAUGUUGUGGUAAAAUGCAGUAACCGUUUUUUUUUUUUACAUUUGGGGCAAUUAGAAAAUUAAUAAAACUGAAACAAACAGAUUCAGUGCCUGUUCAAACCUAAACGGUAUCCAUGGCAAAAAGGAACCCAUCUAAUCAAUGAUCAAUGUUAACAAGUAGGAUUUAAGAUAAUCUCCUUGCUGUUAAAGAUUAUUAAAUUUUUGUUCAUUUGUAAUUAAAAAACAAUUGUGUUCAGGUACUAUUUUAUAUUAACCUAUGUAUGUUUAGUUUUAAGUCUUACAAACUUAUUCUUUUCUGUGAGACUCUGCUGUGGAAGAACCUUCAUUCAUGUAAACAUAAACAUGAAAAAGUACCUGUUUCAACACAUGGAAGUCCUAUACCCCUAUCUCUUUCAAAACAGAAAUCCACAACAAAGUAUCAGAAGAGAUUCUGGUGUGUUACGCUGAACGGCGGUUAUACCGGCUAUAUAGAUACAGAUACAGAAGAGAAUCAAGAGAUGCAGAAAUUUGAUGGACAUGCAGCAAAUCUCUCAUUGGUUUCACUACUAAUUUUGAUUGUCAGCCAGAUCUCCAGGGUUUUUGCUUCAUGUCUGUGCAUGGAUGUAGCUGUUAAUUUUCCUUGUAAAUCAUCCUGUUGUCUGUAUGGAUGACAGAAUGCAAAUAUUCACUCGUUGGGACCCUCCAUGCAAGACAGAUUGGAUGGUUGUUGAGAAAAAGACUUCAAAUGCAUCAUAAAAACCAUUUGUGUUUCUCAUUUUGCCUUUGGGAGAUGGAAUCGCAAACCCGUGCUCUAGACAUCAUGGCGGCAGCGGGUGAUUUAAGGCAGGAGGAUUAUUAUCAUUAUGUACUGUCUGCCUCUGAAGACACACCAGAUACACACACAAAGGAAAUAAAUGUAAUGUGUUCUGUAACUGAACAAGUAACUGAUAUGGCGCUUUUCCUUUCACAUGCAGUGAUAGCUAUGCUGUAUUACUGUGUAAUUUGUUGGCACUAUAAAAUAAUGCUUUUUAUUAUUCUGCCUGAGCCAAUGCAGCAAGCACUUUGGAAUCUCAACUCAGACUCCUGCUCUCAAGUUUUGAAUGAAAACCAAUGUAGAAAUAAUCUUAUGAUAUCGAUAGAGCUACGAUAUUUAGAAUUUGAUGAUCACGAUUUACAAAAAUGUAUCAGCAUUGCCCUUCAUCAUGCUUGUGUUGGUAACAUACAUAUAAAAACUCAAGGGGUACUGGGUAGCAUAGAAAUACCAACUCCAGACCAUUAAAGAUGUUGAUAGGAACUGAUAUGUCUUCAUGAUAAGAAUAGGUUUCAUACAUCAAAUGAUACUUGAUAUAACAGUCAGUCAUGCAAGUGGAAGAAUGAUUGUACAGUCACAAAUGGAACACAGCAUAUUAGUGGCAAGAGAAAUGGCUAUGGUAAUGAGUGUAGUGGGAAAUGCAUGUAUUUCAGAUAGCACUUGAAUAUACAUCAUGUAAUACGAACUGAUUCCAUUUCUUUGAUAGCUGGACUUCCAAGGAAAAGUAUUAUGCCUGAAGAUUCUAUCAGUUCAAAUAGUAAUGUUGAUAUAAUCAUUUUUUGAUGUUGUAUCAGAAAGAAAGGUAUAACAGGGUUACAUGUACAUGCAUGACUUUGUACCUUGGUGCAAGAUACUGAGUCUGUUGUAUUAUUACAUUGUACUUACUUGAAUUGUAUUGUAUUACAUUGUAAUACCGGGUACAUAGACUAGAAAACAUGUCUGAACUAUUGCCAUUGAUUCACUGAGUGUAGUGCAAGAAUGAUACCAGCUCCUUUAAUGUCAUUCCUUCUCAAAGAGAAAAAU
This is a messenger RNA of Branchiostoma floridae (Florida lancelet), 5005 nucleotides long. Its product is annotated as dol-P-Man:Man(7)GlcNAc(2)-PP-Dol alpha-1,6-mannosyltransferase-like. Lineage: Eukaryota; Metazoa; Chordata; Leptocardii; Amphioxiformes; Branchiostomatidae. The record is from RefSeq and is a predicted model, not a curated record. Gene Ontology annotation, molecular function: alpha-1,6-mannosyltransferase activity. The coding region runs from base 96 to 1547 and encodes 483 amino acids. Gene Ontology annotation, cellular component: endoplasmic reticulum membrane. Gene Ontology annotation, biological process: protein N-linked glycosylation. The transcript has 9 exons.